AUGGGUCCUGUCUUCCCCGGGGGUCUGCUCAGCUCCCAGCACCUGUGUGGCUCACACCUGGUGGAUGCCCUCUACCUGGUCUGUGGGGAACAAGGGUUCUUCUAUAACCCCCACAGACCUACUCCUGCAACACCUUAUAGGAAGAGCAGACAGGGUUGGAGGGUGAAGCUGGAACGUCCAUGGAAGGACCAUGAAGACCAGAAGGUGAAAAGAGGCAUUGUGGAACAGUGCUGUCAUAAGCCAUGUAGCUUCAGCCACCUGCAGAGCUACUGCGACUGA
Oncorhynchus nerka (sockeye salmon) is the source of this 279-nucleotide messenger RNA. RefSeq names its product insulin-like. The transcript is spliced from 2 exons. Gene Ontology annotation, molecular function: hormone activity. Bases 1 to 279 code for a protein of 92 amino acids. NCBI's taxonomy places the organism in Eukaryota, Metazoa, Chordata, Actinopteri, Salmoniformes, Salmonidae. Gene Ontology annotation, cellular component: extracellular region. The record is from RefSeq and is a predicted model, not a curated record.